This is a messenger RNA of Jaculus jaculus (lesser Egyptian jerboa), 8078 nucleotides long. It is a transcript of the gene Srgap1, whose product is annotated as SLIT-ROBO Rho GTPase activating protein 1. Bases 292 to 3546 code for a protein of 1084 amino acids. The transcript is spliced from 22 exons. Lineage: Eukaryota; Metazoa; Chordata; Mammalia; Rodentia; Dipodidae. Gene Ontology annotation, cellular component: cytoplasm. Gene Ontology annotation, biological process: negative regulation of cell migration; signal transduction. The record is from RefSeq and is a predicted model, not a curated record. Gene Ontology annotation, molecular function: protein binding; GTPase activator activity.
GCCCGGAGUUUGCGCGCCUGGCCUCGUCGGCCCUGGGCUCCUCCGCACAUCUGCGACCCCGGCAGCAUGGUGCCGGCGCCCGGGUUAAUCUAGCUCUGCGUUCGCUCCUUCCCCCUCCUCCUCCUCCUCCUCCUCCUCCUCCUCCUCCUGGUCUCCCUCCUCCCGCCGGCGCUGCCUCCGGCUUCCCAGCGUGUUGGGAGUACUCGACUCGCCGCCUCUCCGAGGAGACCGGGUGGUGACCACGGAACACAACUUGCCCAUUGCACAGCCGAGCCCCGGGACAGCUGGAGAAUGUCCACCCCGAGCCGAUUCAAAAAGGACAAAGAGAUCAUAGCCGAGUAUGAAAGUCAAGUCAAAGAAAUUCGAGCUCAACUGGUAGAACAACAAAAAUGCCUGGAGCAGCAAACCGAGAUGCGAGUUCAGCUUCUCCAGGACCUCCAAGACUUCUUCCGGAAAAAAGCGGAAAUUGAGACGGAAUAUUCUCGGAACCUAGAGAAGCUGGCAGAAAGGUUCAUGGCAAAAACAAGAAGCACCAAGGACCACCAGCAAUACAAGAAAGACCAGAACCUGCUAUCUCCAGUGAACUGCUGGUAUUUGCUUCUGAACCAAGUGAGGAGAGAAAGCAAAGACCAUGCGACCUUGAGCGACAUCUACCUGAACAAUGUCAUUAUGCGGUUCAUGCAGAUAAGCGAGGAUUCGACGAGAAUGUUUAAAAAGAGCAAAGAGAUUGCAUUCCAACUUCAUGAGGACUUAAUGAAGGUUCUGAACGAGCUCUACACGGUGAUGAAAACAUACCACAUGUAUCAUGCCGAGAGUAUCAGUGCCGAGAGCAAGCUGAAAGAGGCCGAGAAGCAAGAGGAGAAGCAAAUUGGGAGAUCUGGCGAUCCGGUCUUCCACAUCAGACUAGAAGAGAGACAGCAGCGGCGCAGCUCUGUGAAGAAGAUAGAAAAAAUGAAAGAAAAGAGACAAGCUAAGUAUUCAGAAAAUAAGCUGAAGUCGAUCAAAGCACGGAAUGAAUAUCUCCUAACACUUGAAGCAACCAAUGCCUCAGUGUUCAAGUAUUACAUUCAUGAUCUUUCAGAUUUAAUUGAUUGCUGUGAUCUCGGCUACCAUGCAAGUCUGAAUAGAGCCCUGAGAACUUAUCUGUCUGCGGAGUAUAACCUUGAGACCUCCAGGCAUGAAGGCUUAGACAUUAUUGAGAAUGCAGUUGACAACUUAGAGCCACGGAGUGACAAGCAGAGAUUCAUGGAGAUGUACCCUGCUGCAUUCUGUCCACCAAUGAAGUUUGAGUUUCAGUCUCACAUGGGCGAUGAGGUGUGUCAGGUCAGCGCGCAGCAGCCUGUCCAGGCGGAACUCAUGCUCAGAUACCAACAGCUGCAGUCCCGGCUGGCCACACUGAAAAUCGAGAACGAGGAGGUCAAGAAAACAACCGAAGCCACCUUGCAGACGAUACAGGACAUGGUCACCAUUGAGGACUAUGAUGUGUCAGAAUGCUUCCAGCACAGCCGCUCCACAGAGUCUGUGAAGUCUACUGUGUCUGAAACCUACCUGAGUAAGCCCAGCAUCGCCAAGAGGAGAGCUAACCAGCAAGAAACGGAGCAGUUCUACUUCAUGAAACUCAGAGAAUAUUUGGAAGGCAGUAAUCUUAUCACCAAACUUCAAGCCAAGCAUGAUUUGCUGCAGAGGACUCUUGGAGAAGGUCAUAGAGCUGAAUAUAUGACUACAAGGCCUCCAAAUGUUCCCCCUAAGCCCCAGAAACACAGGAAGUCCAGACCCCGCUCACAGUAUAAUGCUAAGUUGUUUAAUGGGGAUUUGGAAACAUUCGUCAAGGACUCAGGACAGGUUAUCCCCCUUAUUGUGGAGAGCUGUAUUCGGUUCAUCAAUCUCUAUGGUCUGCAGCAUCAGGGGAUCUUCCGCGUGUCUGGUUCCCAGGUGGAAGUCAACGAUAUUAAAAAUUCAUUUGAGAGAGGUGAAAACCCUUUGGCUGAUGACCAGAGCAACCACGAUAUCAACUCCGUGGCUGGCGUUCUAAAGCUCUACUUCCGUGGGCUGGAAAACCCCCUCUUUCCUAAGGAAAGAUUUAAUGAUCUGAUUUCUAGUAUCAGAAUAGAGAAUCUCUAUGAGAGGGCGCUGCACAUCCGCAAACUCCUCCUCACCUUGCCCAGGUCGGUCCUUAUAGUGAUGAGGUACCUCUUUGCCUUCCUCAAUCAUCUUUCCCAGUACAGCGACGAGAACAUGAUGGACCCUUAUAACCUGGCCAUUUGCUUUGGCCCAACACUGAUGCCUGUCCCAGAAAUACAAGACCAGGUGUCCUGCCAGGCUCAUGUGAAUGAAAUCGUCAAGACCAUCAUCAUCCAUCACGAAACUAUCUUCCCAGAUGCUAAGGAACUAGAUGGCCCUGUGUAUGAGAAGUGCAUGACUGGGGGUGACUACUGUGACAGCCCAUACAGUGAGCAUGGGACAUUGGAGGAGGUGGACCAGGAUGCCGGUACAGAGCCCCACACCAGUGAAGAUGAAUGUGAGCCAAUCGAAGCCAUUGCCAAGUUUGACUAUGUUGGGCGAUCUGCUCGAGAGCUGUCCUUCAAGAAGGGUGCCUCCCUGCUCCUGUACCACCGCGCCUCGGAGGACUGGUGGGAAGGCAGACACAAUGGGAUUGACGGGCUUGUGCCUCACCAGUAUAUAGUGGUGCAGGAUAUGGAUGACACGUUUUCAGACACCCUGAGCCAGAAAGCCGACAGUGAGGCCAGCAGUGGGCCGGUCACCGAAGACAAGUCUUCAUCCAAGGACAUGAACUCCCCAACUGACCGGCACGCUGACGGCUAUCUAGCCAGACAGAGAAAAAGAGGAGAGCCACCCCCUCCAGGAAGGCGUCCUGGCAGGACCAGUGAUAGCCAUUGCCCGCUCCAUCCCCCACAUGCUCUUUCCAACUCCUCAGUUGAUUUGGGGUCCCCAAAUCUAGCCAGUCACCCCCGGGGCCUGCUACAGAACCGUGGCCUCAACGACAGCCCUGAGAGGAGACGCCGGCCUGGCCACGGCAGCCUGACCAACAUCAGUCGGCAUGACUCCCUCAAGAAGAUCGACAGCCCUCCGAUCAGGAGGUCCACAUCAUCAGGGCAGUACACAGGCUUCAACGACCACAAGCCACUGGACCCAGAAACAAUUGCUCAGGAUAUUGAAGAGACCAUGAACACUGCUUUGAACGAACUCCGUGAACUAGAGAGACAGAGUACAGCAAAGCAUGCCCCCGACGUGGUGCUGGAUACCUUGGAACAAGUGAAAAACUCUCCCACGCCUGCCACCUCCACGGAAUCUCUCAGCCCGUUACACAGCGUCGCCCUGAGGAGCUCCGAGCCUCAGAUUCGACGCAGCACUAGCUCCUCCAGUGAUACCAUGAGUACUUUCAAGCCUAUGGUAGCACCCAGGAUGGGCGUGCAGCUCAAGCCCCCAGCCCUUAGGCCAAAACCUGCUGUUCUUCCAAAAACAAACCCCACCGUAGGACCCGCUGCCCCUUCCCAGGGUCCAACAGACAAGUCCUGCACGAUGUAAAAGCCAGCUGAGCAAGGUCACGAGGGGAGGUGAUUUCAGAAGAGAAAAUGGAUUAGUGACAAGAGUCAGUGAUCCAGGAUGUCCCUUAGUUCUGUGCUUAUAACUGGAGAUCUUUUGGCUUUUCUAUGUUGUCAGUUGUAAUAUCUGAGACUAGGUAAAUUAACAGGGGCAUUUGUAUCUUGUAAUUUUUUAAAUAACUGGACAUAGGUCAUUUUAAAGACAAUAGAAACACUUAGACUUACUUGAAAAUCCAAUGCUGCACCACUUGUAAUGAAGGCAAGACCACUCCCCGCAUCAUACCAUGUAUUCAGUCUAGGUGAGUGUGCUGGAGGCAGAAGACUCGGACUUCCAGAUCUUCCUGGAGUAGAACCAGUGUGGUCUGUGGCACUUGGGGGAACAGCUGAAGACCAUGCAUUGUUCGUAGCUGCCCUCUGACUAUUCAGAGCAGGGGUCCAGAGCCUGUUAAAGACUUGCAGUGGUCACAGUAGAAAGCUGGGCCUUCAGUCCCACUGCGUGGAUUGAAUGGGUUGAAUGACGGCUUCUUCCCUAACAGUCCAGGUAAAAGACUCGAUGGAAGAGGGAGAAACAGUUACUGCUUGAACUGAACCUGGGAAAGGAAAGGGAGACACCAUCUCCGAAGCAGUUGGCAUGACUCCGUCCAAGAGGGUGAUCGGGACUGGAGGUUUGUGAGCACUUCGCUACAUUUACAAAGGACGAAAGCAGUCUACCUUUAAUGACAAACUCCCGCAACACUAUCUUGUUCAAUAGCCGCCCAGAAACGAUUUCUGCCUUCCCCGAAUCCCACCAUUUGCCUCUGUGGCAAUGCAGAAAGCAAACAUGAAUCCUUAAUUCACCACUGCUCUUCUGACUAAAUUACCUAGGUUCCCACAAAGGCCUGCUGGUCCUAAAUUUGAUAUUCCAGCUGUCUGUCCAUUUCUCUCUUUGAGCCAAGCCAGAGCUGGCUAUGGUACUUGAGUGAGAGCCAUGCCAGGCCCCCGUGGGAAGAUGGCCGCAUGGUGCCAGGAUGCUUUCUUCCCAGUUUUGUACCUCACAACCAUGACUUCCUUUCCUGUCCUGUUUGGGUUUGGGUUUUUGGUUUUGUUUUCAUUUUCUGUAUGUGAUCUCUACAUGGCUCACAUAGUCAAAUGAACUCAGUGAGGGAACCUCUUUCUCUGCCAUCAUAACACAUAGGAAACUUUUCUUUGUUAUAUAUUUUUUGUACCAGAUUUCUCCUCUAGCUUUAAAAAAAAUAUGGUGGGGUUGUUUGUGUGCUGGAGAUUGAACGUAGCGCCUCACGCACACUAAGCACAUCCUGUGCCAUCGAGCUAUAGUCCUAGCUCCUUACCCCAAAUUUUUCUAAUGAAAUUGUUUUUACUAAGGUACAAAUCACCAACAUCGUACCAGCAGCAGCUGGCAUCAUCUAUUAUCCCAUGCGCAUUUGACCUACAUUGUCCUUGAACUUCCUGAUGAAGAAAAGUGGAUGCCUCAGGUCAAGCCUCUUUUACCUUCUAGGUUUGAUUUCAAGCUGGCAGCCAGCUUCCUGUCCACCUCAGAGGUGCCAUCCAGUGUGGACUUGUAAUUCAUGCAAACAUGAAUCGGGAUCUGGACUGAAAUCAAGACGUGACUUUGAUCUCUACCUCAGUUUGCCAGUCCAAUCAUUCUACUGCAGAAAGAGAUUAUUGAAAAUUACCUUUCAAAAGUACUUUGGGUUGCUUAUAAUUUCACAAAUGGGUUCAAUAGUACCCCUACCCUCAUCCCAGGUAUUGCCAGGUAUGAUAAAAUUUUAAACCUCACAAUUUUCAGAACCAUUCAUUUUGGCCAUUUUCUAAAUAAGACCUUGGAGACCCAGCCAGCACUGAGCUUUUUAAAUAAUCCACCUCUAAUUUCCUAGGAAGCUUCCCCUUUCCUAAGUAAUCCCCUACUUUUUAAAAAAAAAUAAUAAUUCUUAAAAACAUUACCUUCCUUGCUGGAAGGAUGAAUGGUAACAGAAGGCAAGAAAAGGCAAAAGUGAAGAUGCCUUUUACCAGCUUAAACUUCAGCUUUUCAGAUCUUACUCCCACAUGGCUUCCUUGCAGACAGCUCCCUGGUAACCCUCCCCAGCAUCCGCUGUCUUCGCUGUGUCUGUCUAUCCUUUCCUGCCCUUUGGAUCAGGACUCUGCUGGCUUGGACAGCAAAGGACGUGCUGAAGUGGGCAUGACUCAGGCUGUGCCUUCCUUCAAGAACAGCCCCUAAUAGGCUCCCACCCCUCCCUCCAUGUGUCUCCACCUUCUCUCCUGCAGUCUGAGUAUCGCCUCAGCACUUGUUCUCUCCCAAUCGCAAGCAAAGGGUGUAACCUUAUCCUCGCUUUGUUUAGUAACUACUCAACAUCAACAGUUUCAUAUUUUCACGGCGGACGUUGGUAUCUUGAAGCCAUGCAUAGGAUGAUUUACAGGGAAAAGACAAGGCACCACUGCCUGUAGGAUCUAAGAGACAGUCAGGAAAGCUCACUACAAGCUACAGGAACUGAAAAGGCUCACCUGGUCCAUAUCUUUGUCUAAGCCAUAGGUAUAGCACCUGGAGGGAAAGAAGGUGCAAGGAAGCAGGAGAGAAGAAAGUGAAGCUGGAGAUGCUCUGCCCUCCCCCCCCCGCCCCCCAUUUCAGGAGUCUCAGAAGGUUUCAUAUGCAGUUUAGGGAUGGGGUCACUUUGAUGAUGGAUAAAUCAGGAGUCUUCAAAAACAGAACCUGACUCCGCCUACACAAGCAUGUGCGUUCAUGGCUGUCAUAGCUGUAUGUUCAUGUUCCAACUCAUGAACUCGGAUGUAGAUUUGUAAAGUUAGCAUUUUGGUCUGGGUUGGGAUUUGAGGAGUGGAUUCUGAGAGAAGGAACUUGGCGCACAUUUCCUGAUGAGUGUUAUGUACGCUUUCAAACUAGAGGGCACUGGGUCAAGUUCCGGUCUUGUUCGGUGUCAGCAGUUCACAGUCACUCAACAGUUUUGCAUGUGUUCACACAAACAACAUACCGUGCCCUGUGAGUCAUCCAGUGAAUAAUUUAUAGCAGGGUCCCACUCAGUCUACCACAACAGUCACAGCUACCAAUGAAUAUAGAGCUCCCAAAGAUCAAACUGUGUCUUUUAAGAACAUUUUGUCUUUGCAUCUUUGCCAUUCCCAAAAUGGGUUUAUAAUAAAGAAAACAGAGCGUGGGUGAGUAUUGUUCUUAGCACUUAGGAAUGGCCCAGCCUCUGUGCUGAUGAAACCAUACUCGGAGGGAACCUCUGAAAUCCAACAGUGAAGGGUCUGUGGGUCCACGGAGGGUAGGUUUGGGUUGAGGCUUACUCCUGACCACAUAAGCAAGAGGCCAUUCCUGCGGGAAAUGCAUUUGGGACCCAGUCUUGUUUUCAGUUGUUUACCACAGAGCCCCUGAGGCACUAAGCAACUUGGAAAUGCAGGCUCUGUCCACGUGGAGAUAGAGCCCUUCUACUGUGGACCACCCCCUGAGCUGAGAACCUCCCAAACUCCAGCUGGGCUGGAGCAUCAGGCUUGGUGCAGGGUGACCUUGGCAUAGAUGGUAAAACAAGAUAGAUGAGCUUUCACUUACCCUAGUAUACUUUCUUUAUUUAAAAGAAAAAAUAGUCUAUGUGGUAUAAUGGAAAUUGGUACCUGUAUCUUUAAAUUAUGUAGGGAAUUUUGUAUGUUUAAAUAAUUGUACUGGGUUCCAUGAUGCUUAUCUUAGAAAUUAGUAAAAUAAAAAUACAUAAACCAUGCAUUUGUGAAUGCCCCUCCCUUAGAGCAUUCAUCCAAGUACAGUGUGUAGUGUGAUGGUUAUUGUAGAUAUUUAAAGUAUAGUAAGUGGCUGUGUAACAGGAGAGACUGCUCUUUACCUGCAUUCUUAAGGGUAACUCCUGCCCACAUAAAUGAAAUCAGUAUUGUCCUUCCCUGUCAGUUUGGUCAGCUGCAGCACUGGUAGCCUCCUGCUCGUGACGGUUGCCUAAUGUGUCAAUGUACAUCUGUAGUAUGUACAUGUGAAAGUGCCUUUCUAUGUUAGAGGAGUUUAGCCUUGCUCUUGUACUGUUGCCCACUAUGCCCUGCCUCACCUCCCCUCCUACCUCCUACUGCCCAGCCUUCUAGAAGCUUCCUUCACUCUCCCGACCUCUUCAUCCCCACCUUCCUGUGCCUCUGUGCUCUAUCGUGUGUCUUGCAACCCCGUCAGCCAUUGAACUGUCUCGUUUUCAUAGACGUGAUUGUGCCUUUCUCACCCAGCAGUAAAUCCCCUGUCAUCGCAUCCUCGCAGCCUCCCCGCCAUGCCUCCCACACCGCCACCGCCAUCCCGUCCCCAUGCUCUGCACUGGCCCUGCCAUCGCGUCCCCUCCCUCUGCGGUGGAAAGAAAGGGGAAACCUCUACAGUCCUGGAAGGAAACAAAUGUUUUGUCAGUCUGUCGUGACGAUGCACUUUUAUGUAUAGUACUGUACAUUUUGGCAUGGCCAUUGCAGGCUCCAGUAUCCAGUCGGGUUUGUUCUUCAUGGUGUAUCUUUUCAAUAAAUAAGAUAGUCUGGCCA